CCCGCAGCUCCUGUCUGCCCCGGGGAGAGAGACGGACGAAACUGGGAUACUGCUACAACUACACACCCGUAUGAGGGACUUUAAACCCCUGUCGCCCUUAUCGUACAUUUGAACCCCUGAACUUGCUGUCAGGUUGUGCUGGACUGGAGGUAAGCCAUGGAGGACGAGGGGAAGCCAGUGUGGGCCCCCCACCCCGCCGACGGGUUCCAGCUGGGGAUGAUCGUCGACAUAGGAGCCGACACGCUCAGCAUAGAACCGGUGAACCAGAGGGGCAAGACAUUUCUUGCUCCGAUGAGCCAAGUCUUCCCAGCAGAGGAGGAUGUCAACAAACAUGUAGAGGACAACUGUACCCUUAUGUACUUGAAUGAAGCAACCCUUCUCAACAACGUCAGAGUGCGGUACAAUAAAGACCACAUCUAUACGUAUGUGGCUAAUAUCUUGAUAGCUGUGAAUCCCUACUACGACAUCCCCAAACUUUAUGGCCCUGACGCCAUUAAGUCCUACAAGGGGAAGUCACUGGGAACUAUGCCACCUCACGUCUUCGCUAUAGCCGACAAAACCUACAGGGAUAUGAAGGUUCUCAAGAUGAGUCAGUCCAUCAUAGUGUCCGGGGAAUCUGGUGCGGGAAAGACUGAAAACACCAAGUUUGUUCUCAGAUAUCUCACUACAACAUAUGGAACUGGCCAAGAUAUUGACGAGAGAAUUGUUGAAGCAAAUCCCCUUCUCGAGGCCUUUGGAAAUGCAAAGACAGUCCGAAAUAAUAACAGCAGUCGCUUUGGGAAGUUUGUGGAAAUCCACUUCAAUGAGAAGAAUGCGGUCGUGGGUGGAUUUGUCUCCCAUUACUUGCUGGAGAAGUCCAGGAUUUGCAUGCAGAAUAACGACGAGAGGAACUACCACAUCUUCUACAGGCUGUGUGCCGGAGCGUCGGAGGACAUAAAGAAGAAACUGCACCUGGACUCUCCAGACAGCUUCAGGUACCUGAACCGGGGAUGCACCAGAUACUUUGCCAGUAAGGACUCUGAUAAACAAAUCAUGCAGAACCGCAAGAGUCCUGAGCAUCUGAAGGUGGGUGCUCUGAAGGACCCUCUUCUGGACGACCAGGGGGACUUCAACAGGAUGUGUGGGGCCAUGAAGAAGAUCGGGCUGGACGACACGGAGAAGCUGGACCUGUUCAGGGUGGUGGCUGGCGUCCUGCAUCUGGGCAACAUCGACUUUGAAGAAACAGGGAGCUCCUCAGGUGGUUGCGUACUGAAGAAUCAGUCGGGCCAGACUCUGGAGUACUGUGCCGAUCUGCUGGGUCUGGACCAGGAUGAUCUGCGCGUCAGCCUCACAACCCGAGUCAUGCUCACUACAGCAGGGGGCGCCAAAGGAACAGUUAUCAAAGUGCCUCUAAAGGUGGAACAAGCAAAUAAUGCCCGCGAUGCCCUUGCAAAGGCCGUGUACAGCCGCCUCUUUGAUCAUGUGGUGAAACGAGUGAACGAGUGUUUCCCCUUCAAGACUUCCUCCAACUUCAUCGGGGUGUUGGACAUCGCUGGGUUUGAGUAUUUUGAACACAACAGCUUUGAGCAGUUCUGUAUCAAUUACUGCAAUGAGAAACUGCAGCAGUUCUUCAACGAGCGUAUUCUCAAAGAGGAGCAAGAGCUGUAUCAAAGGGAAGGCCUGGGAGUGAACGAGGUGCAUUAUGUUGACAACCAGGACUGCAUAGACCUAGUGGAGGCAAAGCUGGUGGGGAUCCUGGACAUUUUGGAUGAAGAGAACCGCCUCCCCCAGGCCAGCGACCAACACUUUGCUCUGGCUGUCCACAGCAAGCACAAAGAGCACUUCAGACUGACGGUUCCCAGAAAGUCAAAGUUGACCAUUCACAGGAAUCUUCGGGAUGACGAAGGCUUUAUUAUCAGGCACUUUGCUGGAGCGGUGUGCUAUGAGACGAUUCGGUUUGUGGAGAAGAAUAAUGACGCCCUCCACAUGUCCCUGGAAAGCUUAGUGUCUGAAUCGAAAGAUAAAUUUGUUAGAGAACUGUUUGAGAACUCAAUCACCAACAGGGAUACCAAACAGAAGGCGGGCAAACUUGGCUUCAUCAGCGUCGGAAACAAAUUCAAGACCCAGCUAAACACGCUGUUAGAAAAGCUUCGCAGCACUGGCUCAAGUUUCAUCCGCUGCGUCAAACCCAACCUGAAGAUGGUCAGCCACAAGUUUGAAGGAGCUCUGAUUCUCUCACAGCUGCAGUGCUCAGGAAUGGUGUCGGUGUUGGACCUGAUGCAGGGGGGUUUCCCCUCCAGAGCCCCCUUUCAUGAGCUCUACAACAUGUAUAAACAAUAUAUGCCAGCCAAGCUCGUACGCCUGAAUCCACGACUCUUCUGCAAGGCUUUGUUCAAAGCUCUGGGACUAAAUGACAAUGACUUCAAGUUUGGAUUGACCAGAGUGUUCUUCCGCCCUGGAAAGUUUGCUGAGUUUGACCAGAUCAUGAAGUCGGAUCCAGACCACCUCGCAGAGCUGCUGAAGAAAGUCAACCAGUGGUUGCUGUGCAGCCUCUGGAAGAAGGUCCAGUGGUGCAGCCUGUCUGUCAUCAAACUUCGGAACAAGAUGAGGUACAGAGCUCUGGCCUGCAUUAAGAUUCAAAAGACUGUCCGCAUGUGGCUGUGUAAGAAAAAGCAUAAGCCACGCAUCGACGGCAUGGUGAAGGUUCGAAACCUGAAGAAACACAUGGAGCGCUUCAACGAGGUGGUGAGCGGGCUGAAGGAGGCCAAGCCGGAGAUGGCCAAACAGGCUCAGGAUCUGGCUGCCUCCAUCGACGCUCUGUUAGCAAAGAUAAAGGCCACACUGAUGACCCGGAAAGAGAUCGACACAGAAUACCAGGGUCUGGUGAAGCGCUCAGAGCAGCUGCUGUCUUCAAUGCAAAAGAAGAAGCAGGAAGAGGAAGAGAGCGAGAGGCUGAAACACAUCGAGGACGAGAUGGAAAAAGAAAGGAAGAGAAGGGAGAAGGACGAGCAACGACGCAAACAGGAGGAAGACGACAGAAGACUAAAAUCAGAGAUGGAGCUGAAGAGAAAGCAGGAGGAGGAGGAUAGAAAAAAGAGAGAGGCGGAAGAGAGAGCAAUACAGGCGGAGUUGGAGGUUCAGCUGGCUCAGGAGCGAGAGGAGCAGGUCCAGCGCAGCACCAUAGUGGAGCAGGAGCGCAGAGACAGAGAGUUAGCCAUGCGAAUCGCCCAGAGCGAGGCCGAGCUCAUCACUGAGGAGGCACAGUUGGAUGCAAGUCUGCGCAGUGACGGUUCUUUUUCAGAUCUCCCUAUCUCUUCAUCCUCAGCCAGAUCCAUGGGUCCUCAAGUGCAGGCAACUAAAGCUGCGGCAGGAGUGAAAAAGUAUGACCUCUGCAAGUGGAAGUAUGCUGAGCUGCGAGAUGUCAUCAACACUUCCUGUGACAUCGACCUGCUGGCGGCCUGCAGAGAGGAGUUCCACCGCCGUCUGAAGGUCUACCACGCAUGGAAGUCCAAGAACAAGAAACGCACCGAUGACGGACCUGAGCAGAGGGCUCCUAAGUCUAUCACUGACUACGCUGAGCAGAACCCAGCUCCUCCGAUGGCGGCCCAGCACCAGGAAGUGGCCAUGAACCGCCAGCAGAGAUAUUUCCGCAUUCCUUUCAUCCGGCCCGCAGACCAGUACAAAGACCCGCAGAAUAAAAAGAAGGGCUGGUGGUAUGCCCACUUCGACGGGCCCUGGAUCGCCAGGCAGAUGGAGCUGCACCCUGAUAAACAACCGAUUGUGUUGGUCGCAGGGAAAGACGACAUGGAGAUGUGUGAGCUGAGUCUGGAGGAGACGGGUCUGACCAGGAAGAGGGGCGCGGAGAUCCUGCCCCGGCAGUUUGAAGAAAUCUGGGAGCGCUGCGAUGGGAUUCAGUACCUCAAGAAAGCCAUCGAGAACAAGCAGGCCCGGCCCACGUACGCCACGGCCAUGCUGCAGAGUCUCCUCAAGUGAGGCAGCGGCAGAGGAGAGCGUCCAGAAACCUGACACUGACACAGACUCACACACAUGCACAUUCAGGGGCAGAGUGCCUGUGGUUUGUGGGAUAAAUAGAAGUAACCACAGAGAAAGAGGUUCCUUAUAGAAUCUUACUGUAUGUACUCAUCUCAAAAGUCCUGCUUGUUCUUUAUGUUCACUUUUGAUAUCUUCAUUUGGCUGUGUGACACCCUAUUUGUCUAGCAUUGUAAUUUCAGUCUUAGUACGAUCACACUGUGAGGCCUUAAAAUGAAUUAUCACUGCACUACAACCAGGAAGUCUUAACAUGUGUGUAGCUUAUCUAACUAUUAACCCAAAAACCUUAAUGGUCCGCAAAAGGGACAAUAAAUUAGACGCAAGAAGAAAGAAAAUAUUUAAAAGUGUGAACAAGUCUAUCAAGUCAUAAUUCAUAGUCUAUAUUUAUAUUAUAUACAUACAACAUAUAUAUUUCUAUAGUUAUCUUAUACUGUAUUUCAUAUCAAUAGGGAUAAUACAUAUUAUAUUUCAAUCGUCCAUCUACUUACAUUUUGACAAAGAAACGGGACAAUCAUGUGAUCAACUUUAAUAACUGCCCACUAACUCCGUAUAGUCAACAAAUGCAUUGUUAAAGAUAGAAUAAUGCGUUUAAAGAACUGUGUGGUUAAAUAUCAUUUUAGUCUUUAUUUUCCUGCUGCGUCUACAAUUCAGUUAAAAUCCCUGAAAAAGGGAAUCUCUUUUUUUUUGUAUUGUUGUUCAUUUGUUAUGCAAGAGGGAAAUGUAGAAGUUAGUUUUACGUUUGCAGUUUUGUGGGUUGUUUUGCAGACAAUAAUGUAUUGUGUGUGUGUGUGUGUGGGUUAUGUGUGUUCAUGUCAUAUUUCUGCAAGCUGAUUACUUGAGUCCUUUGUUAGUUAGACCAGGAACAUCUCAUUGGUUACACCAUGCAGUACCUUGCUUUAAGCUUACACUUAUUUACUGAAAGAGAGAGUAGCCGAAUAAAACUGAUUAACUCAAAACAAGAGCUGGUUACACGUUGGCCUUUGCACUGGAAUACUGUAGAAAAUAAAUGUGUGCCCCCAUGUU
Molecule: messenger RNA, 5052 nt
Organism: Trematomus bernacchii (emerald rockcod)
Lineage: Eukaryota; Metazoa; Chordata; Actinopteri; Perciformes; Nototheniidae
Gene: myo6b
Product: myosin VIb
Exons: 33
Coding region: 157-3972 (1271 amino acids)
Biological process (GO): actin filament organization; inner ear morphogenesis; vesicle transport along actin filament
Cellular component (GO): cytoplasm; actin cytoskeleton; myosin complex
Molecular function (GO): microfilament motor activity; ATP binding; actin filament binding
Source: RefSeq, a predicted model, not a curated record